UCCGGAGCGAGGCUCCCGCUUGCCGUUGGAACCGAAGCCCUGCUUGCACCGUGAAGUCCACCUGAAGAACCCGCUUGGCCACCUGGAUCGAGCUACCCUUCCUGGCGGUCGACACCGACGGUUCCCUUCGCGGCAGAGACGACACCGGUUGCCCGAGGCCGGUCAACGCAAAGAAGAUGAGGACUCUCCUGCUCCUGACGCUCGUGCUGGGGACGAUCGUCGCGGCCCCUGAUGUGAUCUCCCCCGGACCUACCUCAGGAGUAGUUCUUAGGGAUAAUUCGGGACUACUAAUCACAAACUGCCGGUUACAUACCCAAAGGGUGUUUGUACGACUGAACCCGGAGGAAGUAUGUAAAAAGAACUUCCCUGAUUGGUCCCGCCAAGUGGGGUGGGCUGGGCAUUGGUGGGUACGAGAGGCAGUAAGCCAUGCCGAACGAGACACCACCCACAUGCUACAACAGCUGCAAAAAUUUGCGGUCACACAGUCUGAACUGAAUGGGGCUCAAAAGAGAUCCAAACGGUUUCUUGCAGGUUUAUUAACUGCUGCCGCCGCUGUAGGCUCACUCCUUGGCGUCGGCACAUCCGCUGUUAAUGCCGUGGGCCUAGCCACGGUCCGCCGUAAUGUAGGGGAACUACAGGCAGAACUACCACACAUCAAGGACCAAAUAGACACCCAACAGAGACAGCUACAGGCAAUUGGACAAACUUUACAGGGUACCAUUGUGGUCCUCAAUACCCACACGGUAGCUUUAAACAAAACUCUGCAAACGAUCACCUCCCUGACCCGGGCAAUCCAGGCAGAUAUGGCUCACAUCCAAGUGAUUAACAUGCUUUUGAAUGACAUGCUACAGGAAGUGGGAUCCUCAGUAGACAGUCUAGUUAUGGGCAAGAUACCAGCUUAUCUGGUGCCUUUAACCCUGGUACAGGAAAUCCUCAGUCGGGCUACCCGAGAGGAAGUUACUGAUCUCCAAGCACAUUUAGCCUAUACACUCGGAAGUGCAGUACCUCUUUAUGUCAAUCCAGAAAAUAGAGAAGUAGCUUUUCUGGUCAACUUACCUAUAAUAGCUGCGGAAAACAUUUAUCGCUUAAAGGAAGUGGUAAAUGUUGGGUUUUGGCAAAAAGAAGCACACAUCAAAAUUCAGACUCCGACCUUGGUAGCUUACCAAGACAGCAAUCCUGGACUUUAUCUGGCCCCAAAUUUGCGCAUGUGUACCCUGUCCAAGGAUAUACACUAUCUCUGUCCCAGUAAACCAUUCACUCGAGAGGGUGCCGGCAAUCUUUGUGGCCUUAAGCCCAUGCUCACUAAGGACCAGUGUCCUGCCACUGUCACUCAUAGGUACCAACAGGUCGAGACUCAGGUUGAAAUCGUAGGGAGCCGGUGGCUGGUAAAUACUGCGGCACGGGAAGCUGUGUUGUCCUAUGACCAGCAUGAUAUCGAUGAACGUAUUCCCCUUCCGGAACAAACAUUUUGGGUAGACGUACCACCUGGGGCUACUCUGCAUGUUGGGGAAUGGUCCCUGUACCACUUAGUACCUGAUCAAUAUGAGAGUGAAAUUGAGGUGUCUGAUUUCUUUACUACCCACUCCUUAGAACUCAGCCCUGACACCCUUGGUCGGAUACAGUAUGAGGGUCCCCAGUCUAUCGAUUUGACCCCCAUCAAUAAUGUCUUAAAAGAGAUCGAGUCGCGUCCCACAUGGACAGUCCAACCUGAAGACCGUGAAGCUACAGAGACAAAUGGAUUCAUGGUCGGAACCCGCUUGGCCACCUGGAUCGAGCUACCCUUCCUGGCGGUCGACACCGACGGUUCCCUUCGCGGCAGAGACGACACCGGUUGCCCGAGGCCGGUCAACGCAAAGUGA
Messenger RNA from Astyanax mexicanus (Mexican tetra), 1859 nucleotides. RefSeq lists its product as uncharacterized. The record is from RefSeq and is a predicted model, not a curated record. Gene Ontology annotation, biological process: fusion of virus membrane with host plasma membrane. The transcript is spliced from 4 exons. NCBI's taxonomy places the organism in Eukaryota, Metazoa, Chordata, Actinopteri, Characiformes, Acestrorhamphidae. Bases 177 to 1859 code for a protein of 560 amino acids.